Messenger RNA from Ambispora gerdemannii, 684 nucleotides. NCBI's taxonomy places the organism in Eukaryota, Fungi, Glomeromycota, Glomeromycetes, Archaeosporales, Ambisporaceae. The record is from the annotation of a GenBank genome assembly.
AUGGCGCAAUCAUCAAUCGAAGGUCAACCAUUAACCGCGCUAUCCCUAACACAUGUAGAAUUCAACCCAUCCGAUAAAAUCGCAUACACAUUCGCCUACAUCACAUUAGCACCGAUAUUCAUCGUUGUGUCCUACGUGACCACAAUUUUGGCGAGACGUGAGGUAGCAACGAUUAAUAUGUUUAUUGGGCAGAUUGUUUGUGAGGCACUGAAUGCCGUGUUAAAGUCUGUGAUGAAGGAGAAGAGACCUACUGACAAAUUAGGUAAGGGGUAUGGUAUGCCGUCUAGUCACGCGCAAUUUAUCGGAUUCUUUGCCACGUUUUCUGUAAUUUAUUUAUAUCGAAGAAUUAGAUUCCAACAGAAUGCUUGGAAGCAUCCUAUAGCAUUGGGGUUACUAGGAUUCGCGGGUGCCGUUUCCUACUCCAGAAUAUACCUAAACUACCACACCCCAAACCAAGUACUCGUCGGCAUUACAUUCGGCACUUCAUUCGCCACCGCGUGGUACUUUUUCAUAGAACACAUACUUCGACCACGACAAAUAUUCGAGAUAAUUGUUGAUUCACCGAUCGCAACGUUUUUUUAUUUGCGAGAUUCGGCAAAUGUACAAGAUGUUGUACAGUUUGAGUAUUUGAAUUGGGUUGCGUUAAAGAAAUCAGGUGAAAAGGAUGGAAUGAAGAGUGAUUGA